AAUAAUUAAUGAUUGAAUACACUUUAUUCACACUCGCUUCUUUUCAACUCUAUCAGUGACCACGAGGGGCGUCUCAAAAGGAGCUACUAAAAGUAUCGUCAUAAUGAGUGUUGCCGAGAGGCCACCGAGACUAGAAGACGAUAUAUUCUCUGAAGGCUAUCUCGAUGAAUUUUACAAGACACACGUAGCCUCUCGCCGCUCGUCCCUAGACGAGGACAUAGCAGCCAUUGAAGCUGAAAUAACGAAGGUUCACAGGUAUAGGCACAAGUGUAGGAGAUAUCGCGUCGAAGAGCAUCAACUCAAUUCCUGUGGGAACUCGGAGUGUUCCGAUGAUGAAGAGAAUCAAAUGGACUCAGUGAUGUCAUGUAGUAGUCAUGACAUGGAAAUGCUACCAACGUCAGUAUUUAAAAUCUAUAACAGUAGCAUCUCAUCGCCUGUUGGAGGGCUAGCAGGUGGAGAUGUUAGAUCGAAGGAUGAGUCUAAUGUGUUCACAUGGGCUGAAUACCAGCUGGUGUCGCAUGAUCACAGUUAUUGUUCAAAUAAUACUAAUGAUCAAGAGGAGAAAAGGAUACACUCUGAUCAUGGAGACCCUCUUACACUUAAUAAUGUUCAAUGGUGUCAGCUCACUGCUUCCAGAAGAAUGCAAGCAUUGCGCCGUUUGUCAUCAAUUUUGAGCAAGAGGCCGGACCCAGACACCAUCAAUCUACCCGGUAGUUUUUCACUGCUACCCCAACCACUGGUCGACUUACUACGAGCUAACAAUGGUGUCGUCAAUCAGACUCCACCUGCUAAAGGACCUUCUGCUUCCCUGGAUACGAGUAUGAUAAUUAAAUUGUCACACGAGAGUAUCGUGCAAUCACUUAUAUCAGCGUCUCCAUCUGUUAAGCCCAAGAGGAAAGUGGCGCAAAGGUCAACUCAGAAUACUGCUGGAGGGUAUCAAUCUGAGAGUAAGCGACCGCGCCCAAUUGAGAUCACUAGAGUAAGGUAUUCUAGUUCUUGCUCUGAGACGGAUGCUCCUCUCGAAGUUGACUGACGUACUGUCUCUUGCACUCAUUCUCUCCCUCUCUCUUAAUUGAAGGAGAGAAGAGAGAGAGAGAUGGGAGUGGGUUACCUAUAGGAUUCUUUCACUACAUUGGUACAAUCUUUUCUACACAGCCACUGUACAGGACAUGUCUUUCUCCUCCUCCUCCUUCCUUUCAAAUUUAUUAUUGUUCUUUUGUAAAAUAACUAUAAAUUAAAUAAAACAUUAACUACUAUGAUACAAUUUUUGUGUAUACAUACAUGCA
Molecule: messenger RNA, 1286 nt
Organism: Amphimedon queenslandica
Lineage: Eukaryota; Metazoa; Porifera; Demospongiae; Haplosclerida; Niphatidae
Exons: 8
Coding region: 104-1033 (309 amino acids)
Source: RefSeq, a predicted model, not a curated record